Molecule: messenger RNA, 1116 nt
Organism: Colletotrichum chrysophilum
Lineage: Eukaryota; Fungi; Ascomycota; Sordariomycetes; Glomerellales; Glomerellaceae
Exons: 6
Coding region: 1-1116 (371 amino acids)
Biological process (GO): proteolysis
Molecular function (GO): metalloexopeptidase activity
Source: RefSeq, a predicted model, not a curated record
AUGCAUCUGAACUCCGCCCUCGCCAUUCUCGCGGCCUCUUCGAGGCUCGCGCUGGCUUCCCCGGCCACCGACAAGAUCGCGAUUGACCCUGCGCUCCGCCUGAUCAAGACGUCCGAGACCGACCCCGGCACCUGGGUCACCGACGAGCAGAAGAUCGAGAACUACGUCAACAAGCACAUCGGCUUUAUUGACAUCACCGAUAUCACCGAUCCCGAGGUCCUCACUGCUCUGUCCACCCCGCCUGAGGCCGAGCUGGCCACGAGACAGUCUACCUACCCUACGACCCUGACCCACAUCACCGAGGCCAACUCCCUGAUUUCGUCUGUCUCCAACACCAACCCCCAGACUUGGCUCAAGACGUUGACCGACUUCUACAACCGCUACUACCGUUCUUCCUACGGCACUGAGGCGGCCACCUGGUUGUUCAACCAGGUCAAGUCCGUCGCCGCGGCCAACUCCGCCAUCACGGUGUCGCAGUUCACCCACUCCUUCAGCCAGCCUUCCAUCAUCGCCAAGAUCCCCGGAACCAGCUCUGACAUCGUGAUUGUCAGCGCCCACUUCGAUUCCACCGGCGGUUCCUCCACUGCCCGUGGCCCCGGUGCCGACGACAACGGCUCCGGUGUCGUCGUCAUCCUCGAGGCCCUGCGCGUCCUCGCCAACGCCGGCUUCAAGCCCCAGAACACCCUCGAGUUCCACUUCUACGCCGGAGAGGAGGGCGGUCUCCUCGGAUCGCAGGCUGUCUUCGCCAACUACAAGUCCGCCGGAAAGACCGUUCUCGCCGUUGUUAACCAGGAUAUGGCCGGCUACUCACCCUCCGGGAAGGUCUCCGUCUACACCGACUACGUCGACUCUUCCUUGACCUCCUACGUCCGCCUCGUCGCUACCCAGUACACCGGCAGCACGCCGACCAGCGACUCCUGCGGCUACGGAUGCUCCGACCACGCUAGCGCCCGCUCCAACGGCUUCCCCGCUGCCUAUGUCUGCGACGAGCCCAUUGACACCUCCAGCCCUUACAUCCACAGCCCUUCAGACUCCUACGACACUAUCAUGUGGCCCGCCAUCCUGCGCCACUCCAAGUUCACCGUCGGUUUCCUGGUCGAGGCUUCUUACCUGUAA